AUGCACAACACAACAACUGAUGAGCUGCUACCUGAUCCUAGCAAGUAUCAAAGACUACUAGGCAAGCUUCUUUAUCUGACUGUCACAAGACUAGACAUAGCCUUCAGUGUACAGACACUAAGUCAGUUCAUGCAGAAACCCAAAAGAUCUCAUAUGGAGGCUGCACAAAGAGUAGUCAGAUAUGUGAAGAAUCAACCUGGACAAGGCAUACUGUUAUCCACUGAGAAGAAGAACAUAGUCACAGCCUAUUGUGAUGCUGACGGGGUAGCCUGUCCCCUCACUAGAAAAUAUGUAAUUGGAUUCUUCAUUAUGUAUGGUGACUCACUAGUGUCCUGGAAGUCUAAGAAGCAGAGCACUAUUUCUAGGAGUUCUGCAGAAUCAGAAUACAGAAGUAUUGCAUCAACUGUGGUAGAAAUAGUUUGGAUACUUGGACUAUUUAAAGAUAUUGGAGUACCUGUUGCUCUUCUUGUAACCAUUCACACUGACAGCAAAGCAGCAAUUCAGAUAGCUGCAAAUCCAGUAUUCCAAGAACGUACCAAACAUAUUGAGAUUGAUUGUCAUUUUAUAAGAGAGAAAAUACAAAAUGGACUGGUGAAGACAGAGUAUGUUUCCACAAAGGAACAACUUGCAGAUGUUCUACAAAAGGCUUGA
This is a messenger RNA of Nicotiana tabacum (common tobacco), 651 nucleotides long. NCBI's taxonomy places the organism in Eukaryota, Viridiplantae, Streptophyta, Magnoliopsida, Solanales, Solanaceae. The record is from RefSeq and is a predicted model, not a curated record.